AUGCCAAUACCCAGAUCGUUUAUAUUUGAACCUGAGUUGGAACAGCUACUAAAAAGAGACGAAAACGGCUGUGUCUCUUGUCCAAGCUCAGCAGGAAGUUGUCCUUCCUGUCCAUCGGGACAACAAUGUCAAUUAUCGUCACGUACAUGUAAUUCUUGUCCCAAAUAUUAUUGUGCUAGUGUUUCGUCAAAAAAAGGUUCCCCCAUAGGUGGCAUCGUUGGUGGGGUUAUUGGAGGAGUGGCAUUUUUGGCACUUGUUGGUGCUGUCUUGUAUUAUUUUCUUAUAUACAGAAAGAAGCAUCCACUUAUAUUAGAUGAAGACUUUGAGAAUUACGAAGAUGAUGAAGACUUUUUGGAGGAUGAAACAAGCGGAUACGCACUGAGCAAAUUAACUUCGAACAACGGGAACGGACUAGAUGUCUCGUCUCCAGGAUACGAUAGCUCCAGUGGUAAUGUGGUUUCCCCAGUUAGCGCUAGCAAUGUCAAUACUACUAAUGGCAGCAGUAGUAAUGGACCUAACACUACAGUCAGUCUGACUUCAGUUGGAAACACCUCAGUAGAGAGAGCAGCAGGACCAGGAGUUGGAAGUGGUGCCGCUAUAGUGGCAAGAAAACAAAUUGCUGGUAAUUCUGUUAGUGCUGCUAAAAGAAGACAAAUGAAAAGAUUAUCGUCGUAUGAAUCUUUUACUAGACCAAAAGCUAGUGGAAACAAUAAAGCUAAACAGCAACAAUUACAAGCUAGAAGAGCUAGACAACAAAGAAUCAUUCGACAAGCAAAUCAGCAAACACAACAGCAACCACAACAACAAUUGCCUUUCAACCAGUACCUACAACCAUCCAACCGUAAUUCAGUGGCAACUUCAUUUUCUAAUGCAUCCAAUAUAUUACCGAUUGCCUAUAUUCCUGGGGUUACUGUGCGACCCACCAAGAACAAUACAAGGUCUAUUUACUCUUAUGAUACCGAUUCGUUGUUCUCUGACUUGAAUACGAUCGAGAAUGCUUCUAUUAUUGGUGAUGUUGUUUUGGCUAAUCAAAAUACUGCGACUGCUGAAAUGUACAACCCCAGUCCGGAACUGAGUGUUCGUUCAGAAAACCAGCAAUCACAACAACGCAAUUAUACAAACGGGCCAGGCACGAUGACAGCUAUUAAGGCACAGCCACGAUUAGUGAAUGUUGAUAAAAUUGAAGAAGAAGAUGAGGACGAAGAAGAUUCUGAAGAAGACUACGAUGAGGGUAGAGCCAUACCCGAAGAGAGUGAAGAAGAUUCUGAUGUUGAUUCAGAUAUCGGGGAGAUUACACGUGCCACUUCACUCAAAAGACAACAACCGGGCCCUCAGGCUUCCAACAAUAUUGAUGGUGACAAGCAGAUAGACAUAGCUCCAGGAGACAGUACUGAAAAUGGUAUUCCAUUGGAUUACAUCAAUUUUGAUAAUGGUAAAGAUGUGGGAUCAACUAUAAAUAGUGCCACUGGUUCAUUUUUAUUGAAUGUAGAAUUCGAUCAUAGUCCAUUAACGACACCAGUGAAGACGCAUUAUACUGAUAAUUCUAAUGAUAGAGGAAGCCCUUUUGCUGAUCCUGACAAAUAA
Molecule: messenger RNA, 1584 nt
Organism: Candida albicans SC5314
Lineage: Eukaryota; Fungi; Ascomycota; Pichiomycetes; Serinales; Debaryomycetaceae
Gene: OPY2
Product: Opy2p
Exons: 1
Coding region: 1-1584 (527 amino acids)
Source: RefSeq, a predicted model, not a curated record